AUGAGUCUAGCCUCGAAAUUAAAUAGAAUAAGAGAAGAAUCGCCGAAUACAAUGUACGAAAAUCUAAAUACAUGUAUACAAGCAGCGGCAAAUGAACCUCUUGGGGUAAAAGUAUUCUCUGUAAAAUACAAAAACAAGACAACAUGGUGGAAUAAAGAUUUAGGAAAAAUUGUAGAUGAAAAGAAAGCUGCUUAUGGGAAAUUGCUAAGUACACAAAACGUGUAG
Molecule: messenger RNA, 225 nt
Organism: Diabrotica balteata
Lineage: Eukaryota; Metazoa; Arthropoda; Insecta; Coleoptera; Chrysomelidae
Source: the annotation of a GenBank genome assembly